UUUUCCGAACGAUUUGAUACAACAAGCACAAUUUUCAAUUCAAAUUGAUUAAAUUUUUUAUUUGGACACCAAAACCAUGUGGUCAUCGGACGAGCUUAUAUUCCGCAACUUUACAGAGCUUAAGAACCUUAAAUUCGAUGACGAAAAGGUAUCCACAACAACAUCCAGGGAGCAGCAAAAAACUGAGGAUUCGGUUGAGAAGUGCUAUGACCGCUUCGAGCAGACACAAUUCCUCAAUCCUCGCGUGACUCAGCUAAACCGCAUACAGCACCAACAGUAUUUGGAUCUGAUGCUGCGCAAUCUGCCAUCGAACUACGAGUGCUUGGAUAGCAGUCGUCCCUGGUGUAUCUACUGGAUACUGCAGUCGGCGCAACUGCUAAGCUUCACCUUCGAUGAGCAGACCCUCGACAGUGUUGUGCAGUUUCUCAUCAAAUGCCGCGCACCCACGGGCGGUUUCGGCGGCGGACCUGGUCAAUAUGCGCACCUGGCGCCCACCUAUGCUGCCGUCAACAGCUUGUGCAUCAUUGGCACCCAGAGCGCGUAUCGCGCCAUCGAUCGGGACUCGCUAAUUCAAUUUCUGUUUAGCGUGCGCGAUGCGGAUGGCUCCUAUCGCCUGCACGUAGAUGGUGAGACGGACGUGCGAGGCGCAUACUGUGCCAUAUCCUGCGCCAAGCUCACCAACGUCCCUGAGCCGGUACUGAAAGAAUUAUUUGCGGGCACCGCUGACUGGAUCGCCAGCUGUCAGACCUAUGAGGGUGGAUUUGGUGGCGCGCCUGAUUUGGAAGCGCAUGGUGGCUAUACGUUUUGUGGCAUUGCCAGUCUCGCGUUGCUCAACCAGGCAAAUAGGUGUGACAAGAAAGCGCUGCUGCAAUGGACACUGCGACGUCAGAUGAGCUAUGAGGGUGGCUUUCAGGGACGCACCAAUAAACUAGUAGAUGGUUGCUACUCGUUUUGGGUAGGCGCUACCAUUCCAAUAACGCAAGCUACGUUGGUUGGCUCGGACAAAAGCAUGGAUCAGACACUUUUUGAUGUUGAAGCUCUACAGGAAUACAUUUUGCUAUGUUGCCAAAAGGCAAAUGGAGGUCUGAUCGACAAGCCCGGCAAGCCACAAGAUCUAUAUCACACCUGCUACACGCUCAGCGGCGUUUCAAUUGCACAGCACUCGGAAUCCGCUAUGCAUCCACAAGUGCUAGGCGACAUUAUUAACGAAUUACUGCCCACCCAUCCACUGUUUAACAUACCACCGAAAUCAGUCGCAGCAGCUUUAAGCUAUUUUGCAAACAAUUCCAAUAAGGAUGGCAACGAUAGUACCUGGCGAACGGAGAAUUAGAGAAUAUUUGCAGAACCGAAUGAUGUACAUAAACGUUGAAAUUUAGUUGGCAAUCAAAAAUAUUAUAAAUUUCUACAUACUACGAACUAAAUUUGUCUA
Drosophila novamexicana is the source of this 1429-nucleotide messenger RNA. RefSeq names its product protein farnesyltransferase subunit beta (gene Fntb). Gene Ontology annotation, molecular function: protein farnesyltransferase activity. NCBI's taxonomy places the organism in Eukaryota, Metazoa, Arthropoda, Insecta, Diptera, Drosophilidae. Gene Ontology annotation, cellular component: protein farnesyltransferase complex. The transcript has 4 exons. Bases 77 to 1330 code for a protein of 417 amino acids. The record is from RefSeq and is a predicted model, not a curated record. Gene Ontology annotation, biological process: protein farnesylation.